Messenger RNA from Myxocyprinus asiaticus (Chinese sucker), 7002 nucleotides. Its product is annotated as membrane-associated guanylate kinase, WW and PDZ domain-containing protein 3-like. Gene Ontology annotation, molecular function: protein binding. The record is from RefSeq and is a predicted model, not a curated record. Gene Ontology annotation, cellular component: cytoplasm. NCBI's taxonomy places the organism in Eukaryota, Metazoa, Chordata, Actinopteri, Cypriniformes, Catostomidae. The transcript is spliced from 21 exons. Bases 816 to 4937 code for a protein of 1373 amino acids. Gene Ontology annotation, biological process: signal transduction.
GUAACAAGGUGAAAAUGACUACAAAGUUGCAAAGCUGUGUUUACAAUUAAUCACCGACGGGACAUCGGCCACUGACAGAUCUACGUAGACAACAAAAACCCGCAUAAGAGGGCGUUUCGCACAGGAACCAAAGGUCGUUGGAUAGUUGACCAUAACCUAGUUUAAGCGGGUAUUCCUGAUCCAGGUGUAUUGUUGUUCCUCGUUUCCCGUGCACGCGCUGGUAGCUGAUGUCAUUUAACAGGUGCGCGAGACCCAAUUUAACAACAGAGUCGCUCCAGAUAACAAGGGAUUACAAACGGAUGUGAGUGUUUUUUUUUUUACUUUUUCCAACGGUGUUUCAUUCAUCAACCGGUACUACGCAGAGAUUUAAGGCUAUUAUUAUUUGAGGUUCCUGGAUAAAGUAGGUUAUCCGGUCUUGGAUGAUAUAGCUUCUUAUUUCCAGAGUUUGUUGGGAUCAUUUAAAGCUCUAGUCUGAAGAAAAAAAUUGGGCGACACUCUGUAUAGUAUUUGGCGAAGAGCCCUUUUCUACCUUCAGUAUCGUGAAGCUGCGGUAAAAUCUGCCUUCGCUUGAGCUGUUGUUGCCUUACACGGACUACCUGAAUUUAAAUGAAUUUACAUGAAUUUAGACUCAAAACAGGAGUAAUUGUGAACCGAGUGAUGCAGCCUAUGACAUUUUGAAUCCCUUAAACCUUUUCGAGCAAGAAAUGGGAAUCAAACCGCUGUGCGUUACUACGGACUAAACGCGUGCCACACAAGGAAAUACAAGGAAAUAACCUUCUUUCUCGAAAAAGACUCAUUCACGUGAAGGAUUAACCAUGUCCAAGACCUUGAAAAAGAAGAAACAUUGGUCAGGUAAAGUGCAGGAAUGCGCCGUUUCGUGGGGUAACGCAGGGGAGUUCAGCUCCGUGCUGGAGAUACGCGGGGGAGCCGAGCACGGAGAGUUCCCGCACCUGGGACAGGUGUCGUCGGACGCGUUAGUGUGCCAUGUCGGCAGACUGCCCGGUCCCGGAGAUGUGCUACUGGAGGUAAACGGCACGCCUGUGAGCGGACUGACAAACCGAGACACCCUCGCCGUCAUCCGCCACUUUCGUGAGCCCAUCCGUCUGAAGACUGUGAAACCAGGUAAGGUGUUGAACACAGAUCUGCGUCACUACCUCAGCCUGCAGUUCCAGAAAGGCUCUUUAGACCACAAGCUCCAGCAAGUGAUCAGAGAUAACCUGUACCUGCGCACUAUUCCCUGUACUACGAGGCAGCCUCGAGAAGGUGAGGUUCCGGGAGUGGACUAUAAUUUCAUCAAUGUGGGGGAGUUUCGUGUGCUUGAGGAGAGCGGACUGCUGCUGGAGAGUGGAACCUAUGAUGGUAACUACUAUGGCACCCCAAAACCCCCAGCAGAGCCCAGUCCAGUGCAGCCAGACCUGGUUGACCAGGUUCUAUUUGACGAGGAGUUUGACGCAGAGGUACAGCGCAAACGCACAACAUCUGUCAGCAAAAUGGAUAGAAAGGACAGUGCAGCACCUGAAGAAGAGGAUGAGGAAGAGAGGCCAGCCAUGGUCAACGGGCUCACAGAGCACAAGGAGGGACCGGACUGGAGGAGGACUGUGCCAAGCUACACACAGUCCAGCAGCAACAUGGACUUUCGCACCUGGAACACGCUGCCACGUGACGAGGGCCAAGAUCCGCUGCCCAAGAACUGGGAAAUGGCCUACACAGAGACGGGAAUGGUCUACUUUAUAGAUCACAAUACCAAGACUACGACCUGGCUUGACCCGCGGCUGGCAAAGAGAGCUAAACCCCCUGAAAAAUGUGAUGAUGGAGAGCUUCCAUAUGGCUGGGAGAAGAUUGAAGACCCGCAGUACGGGACGUAUUACGUGGAUCACAUCAAUCAGAAGACUCAGUUUGAGAAUCCGGUGCUGGAGGCCAAGAAGAAACUCAGCCAAGACACGUCUCCAGUCAGCCAGCCAAUAGCAGCAGCCGCAGGAGCCGCACCGACGCCCAAAAAUGAAGCUGGUUUGAGGGGAUUCACACGAGACCCGUCUCAGCUGCAGGGGGCAAUCUUGCGCACAACCCUUAAAAAGAGUCCCCAGGGCUUUGGUUUCACCAUCAUCGGUGGAGACCGACCAGACGAAUUCCUGCAGGUCAAGAAUGUCCUAAGAGAUGGACCUGCUGCACAGGAUAACAAAAUCUCUUCAGGUGAUGUUAUUGUGGACAUAAAUAGCACAUGUGUGCUGGGAAAGACCCAUGCAGAUGUAGUCCAGAUGUUCCAGUCCAUUCCUGUAAAUCAGUAUGUGGAUAUGGUUUUGUGCCGUGGAUACCCAUUGCCAGAGGACACCAAUUCCAGUGAAGAGGGCACAGAGGACACAGUGACUGCCAUGCCACUAAUGGAGGGGCAGCCCAUCCAUUCAGAUGGCAACCCCUCUCCCCAGGAUCUCAAUUAUAUAACUGCUGACGGCAGACACCCGGCUGUUCCCAUGCCCUACGGCCACUAUCCAGAAGCAGGGGAGACCACUCUGCUGCAGCCCGAGCUGGUCAGUGUGCCAUUGGUGAAGGGGCCAAGUGGAUUUGGCUUUGCCAUCGCUGACUGUCCGCUGGGCCAGAAGGUGAAGAUGAUUCUGGAUGCACAGUGGUGCCGAGGCCUGCUGAAGGGGGAUGUGAUAAAGGAAAUUAACAGGCAGAAUGUACAGACUCUCAGUCACGCACAGGUGGUGGACAUCCUCAAAGACCUGCCCGUGGGUAGUGAGGUCAAUGUGCUGGUGCUCAGAGGAGGUCAGACCUCUCCCGUGAAGUCUCUCAAACCUAUCACUUCUGCAAUGCCCAUUACCCAGAAGCAGGACAUUGCCACCAGCUCCAUCAGUACUGAAUCUCCCAGUGCAGCUGAGCCAGCCCCCCAGUCCCUCCCCUUCCCUCCGCAUGUCAUGCGCUCCAACUCACCAAAACUGGACCCAUCUGAGCUCUACCUCAAGUCUAAAGCCAUGCUAGACAGCAAACCUCCUAACACUAAAGAGCUGGAUGUGUUUAUCAAGAGGAACCAGGAGACUGGAUUUGGGUUCAGAGUCCUGGGCGGAGAAGGGCCAGAUCAGCCAGUGUAUAUUGGUGCCAUCGUUCCUCUGGGUGCUGCAGAAAAGGAUGGCCGUCUCCGAGCUGGCGAUGAGCUCAUCUGUAUCGACGGUGUUCCCGUCAAAGGCAAAUCACACAAACAAGUUCUGGAGCUUAUGACCAACGCUGCCCGCAAUGGGCAGGUGAUGCUGACAGUGCGCAGAAAGCUCACUUAUCCAGAUAGAGAGGAAGAUUAUGGGGCACAGCCUCAGGCUCCACCGGCUCCUGCUUUGGUAAACGGCUCGCCCAAACCACCCCACAUCGAGGUGCCCGGCCACACCCACCCUCAGCCCUUUGACAUCACCCUGCAGCGCAAAGACAACGAGGGCUUCGGAUUCGUCAUCCUCACCUCUAAAAACAAGCCUCCACCGGGAGUUAUUCCACAUAAGAUUGGUCGGAUCAUAGAUGGCAGUCCCACGGACCGCAGCGGUCGGCUUAAAGUGGGUGACCGCAUCUCUGCAGUUAAUGGCCAGUCAAUUAUUGAGCUGUCACACAAUGACAUUGUGCAGCUUAUCAAAGAAGCAGGAAGUGCUGUUACCCUCACCGUGGUGCCUGAGGAGGAACACAGCGGCCCUCCGUCAGGCACGAGUUCAGCAAAGCAGAGCCCAGCCACCCAGCACAGAGCCGUGGGACAGCAGCCUGCCAACCGAGAUGACAGGAAUGGCAUGGAGACGGAGGAGAGGAAAGACAACAUAGCCAAAUCAGAGUACAAAUCCCUUCCUCAGAGUGAGAUGGGGACUGUCAUCACCUCAGGGCCAAAGCAGGGCUGUUACCCUGUAGAGUUAGAGAGAGGGCCUAGAGGUUUUGGCUUCAGUCUGCGGGGAGGGAAAGAAUAUAACAUGGGUCUCUUCAUCCUCAGACUUGCCGAGGACGGCCCUGCAAUAAAAGAUGGCAGGAUACACGUUGGAGAUCAAAUAGUGGAGAUCAACGGUGAACCCACACAGGGCAUUACACACACUCGGGCCAUUGAGCUCAUCCAGGCGGGAGGCAGUAAAGUGCUGCUGCUUUUGAGGCCUGGACUGGGCCUAGUGCCUGAUCAUAGUGGUAAGGAUAAGAUGACAGGUCCAUCUGCAAACUCUCCAAGAUAUUCUGCAUCAAGUGAGCCAUCAGCACCAGCAUCUCCAUCCUCCAUCACUCGCUCCACUGAGAUGAGCCCCACUUCAGCCCAAACUUCUAUGCCUGAGGAGCUCCUCGACCCGGUGGCUGCUUUUCCUGGGCAACUUCACCAACAUUACAGAGACGCCAAGCACCAAACUAGAAAGAGUGACUCAAGCAUGCCUCGUGACAACAAUGACAAUUUUGCUAGCCCUCGAAGAUUGGAUGUGUCACGCUCCGAUGGAAAGGACUGCUCACGAAGUCCAAAAAAACUGGAUACUGAUAAUUCUGGUCACAGGGAGAGAGAUCGAUCCUCUAGCCCUAGGAAGACUAUGAAGGAGCAGGACACUGGGAUCAGACAGGAUGUACUUCAAAAGGGCACUGAUGGACGAAGACACAAAGACGAGGACACUAUGCAAAGAAAGGACAGGGAAACAGGAAAGAUGAGGCCUGACGUCACAAGAGGUGGCAAUGACAGAUACCAGAAAGACAAGAUAGCAGAACCACAGGGGUCUCACUUACAGUCUGAAAGUGGCACCCUCAACCGGAAGGACCAUAGAGGAAGAGACAGGGACCCGAAAGAGAGCAGACCUGAAGAGGAACUAAAGAGUGAUCCUAGGGUUUCCAGCAGUGCCCCUCAAGAGACUUCUCACAAUGGGAACCCUACCACCAAGAAAGCCCCUAUAACUCCAGGCCCAUGGAAGGUCCCCAGCUCUACAAGGAUUCAACCUCCAGUGCAUGGAGUCUAAUGCUUUUUGGAUCCUGUUGGCAGUAGUGCUUAUGGCUCAUCAGGAUUGGCAGUGUAGUUAUGAUGGUCAAAAACUGGCUACAUGUGAAUCACUGUGUAACUUUUUUUUUUUAUGGUUCCUAUCUACACAUAGCAUCUACACUGAUAACAUGCAUUGUUUUAUUGAGUGUUCUGAAAAGAUGGUGCGUUUGUCCCAGCAACAAUAGCAGCCAUCAGUUUUGUUUUGUGCCAAUCAGACUGCAGCUACAGAGACUUGUCAAUGUCUCCUUGGUCCUGUGAAACCCUAUUGGGUGUGAUGAUGUUUGCUUUGUAAUGUCUGGAAAUAUGAAGGAUGUUUUUUUUCUGUGAAGGCUUAAAAUAAUAUGUGUACAGUCUAUUAUUCGUUAUUCGUAACUCUCCAACUUUGAUUUACCGCAUGCCCUUAGAACAACUUCAAAUUUCGAAUGAUGCAACGUUCUUUGUCUUUAUGAUCUUAAGAUCCAGUUCAAACAAGUGACCAGAGUUUGUUCACUUUGUGUGUAGCCUGUGCAUUAAUCAGCUUUGCAGUGAAUUUUUUUUAUCAUUUUCAAAGCUUGACACAUAUCCAUCUUUAAAAGACCAGACACUUGUGGUUAAGUACACUGUUUACUACCUGUGUGUUUAUUAAGACCUAUAUGUAAUUUAUUGAAAUAUUACAAUAUAAACAUGUACAUGUAUAGAAAGAUAGAUAUUUGUAUCCAUUCUGAGCCAGAUCACUUAUUAGUGUUCCAGCUUGCUGAUAAGACUUAAGGCUUCCUAAUAAACACAGUUUAAAGGUAUGUAUUUUUUCACAGUGCUAGAGCUUUAACAGUUAUUCUUGGUGGACCAUUUAGAAAGGUGGGUACAUUUGGGGGUAAAUUUUGGGAUCAUGUGUUUGGUCAUAUCAUUAGAAGGUAAAGCAGAACUUGGAAAAAAGCAGAAAUAUUUUUGCAUACUAUUCAGUCUAACAUACAUAUAUUUUUCUUAUUCUUAAGUAGAAUUUCCAUACAUUCACUUCUCGAUCAAAUGAAUUGUACUGCAUUGUGAUCCCAAUAUUGGGAGUUUAUUUUGACUUAAAGUGUCUUCGCACAUCUGUAACAUUCAGAUCAUCCUAUUAAAUGAAGUCUUAUACCCAAGGAAAAUGUAGCUCUUUGGAUCAUGUGUCCAGAAUCGCUGUUCAGUGUUUUCAUGAAAUGUAUCAAACAUGGUGAGCAUCAUUCAUGCAUUUCUUAAAGCCUCAAACAAUUGGCACAAAGAUUCAAACUAUAGAUAUAACUUUAAAGGGAUAGUCAUCCUAAAAUAAAAAUAAAAAUUUGUCAUUAUUUACACACACUCAUGUUAUUCCAAACCCGUAUGACUUCCUUUCUUUAGUGGAAGGCAGAAUGUUAGGGAUUGACAGCCACCAUUCACUUUCAUUUUAUGGAAAAAAAACAUGCAAUAAAAGUGAUUGGUGACUGAGGCUAACAUUGAAGAAAGGAAGUCAUACAGGUUUGAAACAAUAUGAGGAUGAGUAGUGAACCUUUGCUUUAAUGUCCUUUUUGGUAUCUGAUCUGUUUUUCAUAACGGUAUUUUUGCAAAUUGUGAGUCUCUUAUAGUCAUAUGGGCAGAGCAGACAUGAGUCAAACAUUGCACACAAUGCUACAAUGGCUAAGUGAUUCUAUGUUGACGUGAUGAAAAAUGUGAAUACUUUUUAAACAGUUUAUGAUUGCUUCUUGAUCAUUAAUCUCAAAGGUUUUUGUAGCUUGUUUCUCUAUUGCAUCUCAUGUUGUGAGGUUGUAUGUAUAAUACUGUGGCCUUGCAUUGCUUUAUCUUACACACACACACACAAAAAAAGCCUUGUGGUCUCUACAUUGUGGUAGUUGUAAAUGUUUAUAAAAAAAAUACAUUGUACAGCACCUGUAUAAAACCUGCCUUUGUGAGGGGAAAAGAAAAAAUAUAAAUAUAAAUCGCUCCAUUAUUUUUUUAAGUAAUUGAGAGUAUGAACAUAUAUAGAGAGAGAGAGGUAAAUUAAAAUAACCUGGUCAUGAUGUUCUGCUCAUGCACUGAUAAAUAAAGAUUUACUGAAAAUG